Messenger RNA from Microstroma glucosiphilum, 5639 nucleotides. RefSeq lists its product as hypothetical. Gene Ontology annotation, cellular component: transcription elongation factor complex. The record is from RefSeq and is a predicted model, not a curated record. Gene Ontology annotation, molecular function: nucleosome binding; DNA binding; histone binding. The transcript has 3 exons. Gene Ontology annotation, biological process: mRNA transcription by RNA polymerase II; transcription elongation-coupled chromatin remodeling; positive regulation of transcription elongation by RNA polymerase II. NCBI's taxonomy places the organism in Eukaryota, Fungi, Basidiomycota, Exobasidiomycetes, Microstromatales, Microstromataceae. Bases 215 to 5554 code for a protein of 1779 amino acids.
UCUUCUCAUCUCAAGCAGCCUCUAGCGAGCGCCCACCACUAUACCCUUCCCUCAGAGCUACCCUGCUACACCAGCAGUAUCAUCUGCGUAGUCUCACUUGAGAGAUCCUGCUUUGGUGAGCUCGUCCGAAGCCCCGCCUUCGCCGCGGUGGAACCAUCAAGGCAGAUCUACGGCAAAGAGCCCCACCCGUUCCUCCUCUCAAUCCAAACGCGCAAUGGACGAGGAUCCAGCAGACUUCCCCACUCAGCACUUCCAGGACGACGAGGAAGGAGGCGGAGAAGCGCAGGGUAACGGCAUGGGAGAGACAGAAGACUCGCCUGACAAUGCCCCACCACAGCGCGGCUUUCAAAAGCCCAAGUCACGCCCCGGCGAUGGAGUCGUGAACGACUUCGAUGACGAGGAAGAGGACGAGGAUGAGGAAGAGGGCAUCGACCUCAUGAAGGAGGACGGAGACGACGAUGACUCAAGCGAAGAGGAUGACGAAGAUGACCCAGAGGAAGCCAGGCUCAUUGCCGAAGGCUUCAUCGUCGACGAGGAAGACGUGGAGCAGAGCGAUGACGAUGCAGCCGAGAAGAAGAGAAAGAAGAGGAGGAGGCUGCGAAAGCUGAGGAACAAAAAGAAGGAGAAAGAUGCAGAUGAAGAGGAUCUCGAUGAGGAUGACCUGGACCUGUUGGCAGAGAACAGAGGCGAGUCGAGGACGCAAAAGAAAAAGCGCUUCAGGAGGGGCUCUGGCUCACCCGAGCCUGCGCAGUCAUCAUCUCGGAGUCGCGACCUGGCUCGCAUCUUUGACGACGACGAUGACGACGACGAGGCUGCCGCUCCCCCUCGUCGUCUAGCCAUUGACGAUGAAGAUGACGACGAGGAGGACCUGCCAUCGGUCUCCGAGGCGCUUCGUCGGGCAGCUCAGCGAAAGCCCAAAGAGCGCCCGCAAGCACCUGUCCCGGCCCAAGCCUAUGCCGAGGAUGACAUGGACGACUUCAUCGAUGAUGACGAUGACAGCGAUGAGGCCAAUGAAAUGGAAGAUCUCGAUGAAGACGAGAGGGAAGAGCGUCGUAGGCAAAAGCGGGAGCAGAAGAAGGCCGAAAAAGCAGCCAGGAGAGCCACGCGAGGAGCCUUCGCUGGUGGCAUGGACCCGAACAAAGCUGGAAUCGAUGCAGACGCCUGGGAAGAGAUCAACGAUAUCUUCGGAGACGGCUCGGACUACCAGUGGGCUUACAAGAAGGGAGACAUCUCCGACGAUGACGGUGAAGACGAAGAAGACGCAGCAGAGGUCGACGCCGAUGGCCUCCUGAUCGGAGAUGGCAAACCCAAGAAGAGGGUCGUCGAGUUCAAGGACAUCUUUGAACCUGCUGCCAUCAAGGAGCGAAUGCUCACCGAUGCCGAUGAGCGGGUCAAGCAGAUCGAUUGGCCCGAGCGAUUCCAAUUGGCUCUUCCCGGCGAGGAUGGACUGAAGCUCCUUGAGACGCCUGUCGAAAGUCCCGAUCUGGACCGAGCUACCCUGUGGAUGGCGCCUCGCAUCUCGACCCGAUGCACAAACGACUUCAAUACCCCGGGUGGGACGUUCCAUCAUCUACGUCAGCAAUGGUUCGCUGCUGUGAGACUGGUUCUUGAGUACAUCCUGAUAGAUCGUCUCGAGGUACCGUUUCUCUACGCACAUAGGUCAGAUCAACUCACGCACGACAGCCCUUACGUGGACCCAGUUUCUGGGAAGCUGCGCUCCAUUGAUUACCUCACUCGGCGAGAGCUUCACACCGUGACCAGUCUGGCUUUCAGGUGGAAGACGCUACACGCUCGAAAGCUCGCCAUUCGGCGGACAUUCGAGCAGAUUGGCAUCUCGGAGGGCGGUGACGUAGGACAAGGUGUCGCUCAGACCCUGCAAUUUGAGAGCAUGCUAGACCGAGUCGAAAGCCUCGAGGAGCUCUCUGACCUCGCAGACUGGCUCACAAUGCGAUACGGCCCGCGCAUGAGGGAUGCGCAGGCAGCCGCGCUUGCCGACCUCGAGAUCACCGGUCACACCGGGACAGUCGCCCCUUCUACUUUCAAGAGACCGGGUGUUGUGGGACAGUAUGAGCGCAUCAAGGGUACUGCCAUCUCCGAUCUAGCCAAGCGGUUCGGCAUAUCAUCUUCAGAAUUGGCCGAGAAUCUGCUUGCCGGAUCUGCAGCUCGGCGUUACUUCCCUGAAGAUGAGCUUGAAGCUCCAGAGACCCUCGCAGAGCAAUAUGUGGACUUCCAAUCCGGUGUCCGAUCUGCUGACACUGCACUGGAGAUGGCAAAGGUGCUGAUCAGUCUCGAGGUGGGACACGAGCCUGUUCUCAGGCGAGAGGCAAGGCGGCUCUUCCGUGAGCACGCGCAGGUCACAGUCCGUCCGACCGAGCGCGGUCAAUUGAAGAUCGACGAAGAGCAUCCAUUCUGGAACUUCAAGUACCUGGAGAGCAAACCAGUGAAGGAGUUUGUGGCAGCAGAAGCUCCUCCUCGUCCACAGCCAUCUUACGGAGGCCGCCAGCCGGCACAACUCGUACCAUCUCAGACACAAUUCUUGCUCAUCCUGCAGGCAGAGGAAGACUCGUCCGUGACGGUCGAAAUCGCCUUGCCGGACGAGGUGUUUGACGACUUCCGCGAGAGGCUCAACCAGGCAUUCGCCUCGGAAGGUGUCAGCGAAGUGAGUCAGAAGUGGAAUCUUUUGCGAAAGGACAUCAUCGAGAUGGCUGUAGAAGCCAGCUUGAUCCCGACGGGAAGGAUCUGGGUGCGAGAGUGGCUGAAGGAAGAGUGUUCUGAAUGGUUGUGCAAGAGUUGUGAGGCUACUCUGGAUCGAAGGCUGGACGCUCGGCCAUACGAGUCAAGGAGCAUGGCUGCUCGUCGUCGGUACCCUGACGACAAUGACUCGGAUGCAGGCGACGAGGGCGACACAAAUGCGUCUAAGAGCAUUUACACUCCGUCUGUCCUAGCGGUCUCGCAUGGGCAAGGUGACCCGAGAAGAGACGCAAUCGCUGCUGUCUUCCUCGAUGCCGCCGGCCGAUUUCGCGCCUCAACGACUUUCGACCACAUCAACACCCCUACUCCCGAGCAGCAAGAAGCUCUCCAAGUCACUCAACAAGCUGAGGAGGCUAGAGCAGCUCGGCGUGGAGAGGCUGCUCCGGAUCUGGUCACGCCCAGGCAGAAAUUCAUCAAGAUGCUGUCGACCUAUCGACCUGACGUCAUUGUCCUAAAUGGCUUCAGCCCGCGGACUGUACAGCUGAAGCAGCAGUUGGAGGCAAUUGUGGAGGAAGCGAAGGAAGCGAUCAUCGCCGAACAGAGGAUAUCGCUGCAGCAAGCGGACAAGGCUUCCAUCGACGUCGUUUAUGUUCACGAUGACACCGCCCGCCUGUUCCAGCACUCACAACGAGCAGCCGACGAGUUUCCAGAUCUCAAGACCCUCCACCGAUACUGUGUCGGUCUCGCCAGGUACACCCAAAGUCCUUUGCUUGAAUUUGCUUCCCUGGGCGAUGACUUGCUCGUCAUCAAUUUCGACCCUUAUCAGCGCUUAGUGCCCCAGGAAAGGCUUCGCACGUACCUCGAGCGUAGUAUUGUCUCCUCCACAAACGAGGUCGGUGUGGAUCUCAACAAGUCUGUCGGAGAUGCCUACUACCGACAACUGCUGCCUUUCAUCUGUGGCUUGGGUCCUCGCAAAGCCAAGGCGCUCAUCGAUGCGAUCAGCCGACGUCUGGAAGGCACCGUCAUCAACCGACGUGCACUGCUGGAGAAGCAGAUCAUGAGCUGGCCGAUCUUCUCCAACGCUAGCGCUUUCCUCAUCAUCAACUUUUCUGGUGGUGUUGCUCCUGCCAUUCGGCCGGAGGCUGUCGAGACUGAGGUGGUGGACAAGGAGAAAAACACUCCCGACGUUCUCGACCGCACUCGUAUCCAUCCUGAGGACUACAAGUUUGCGCGAAAGAUGGCAGCCGACGCUCUUGGCCUGGAUGAGGAGGAUCUGGACGAUGAGCAUUCUUCCUAUCCUUGUGCCUUGCUGCUGGAUGACCCUGAUGCGGGGAGGAAGCUUCGAGAGCUCGACAUCGACUCGUAUGCAAGUGUGUUGUUGAGGAAGCACGGUGAUCGAAAGAAGCUUUCACUGGAGCAGUGUACGGACGAGCUCCUUCGCCCCUUCGGCGAGCUUCGUGGCCCCUUCAAGCUUCCGACUCAAGACGAAAUGCUUACGAUCCUGACCGGCGAGACGCCUCGUACACUCGAUCGCGAGUCCAUUGUCAAUGUCACUGUCCAUGGCAUCUUCCCGACCCACAUCAGCGUCAGGCUGGACUGUGGUAUGGAAGGGACAAUCAACGAGCAGUAUCUCGUCCCGCUCGAGCUCGAUGAGUACGCUAGCAUGGGUGAAAAGCCUCCUCGCCUCCGCUCUCUUGUCAAGCGGGAUCAGACGCUCAAGGCACAGAUCAUCGACAUCGACAAGGACAAGCUGCAGGUUGAGCUGACUGCUAAGCCCUCUCAUCUUCUGGCUGCGGAGAACAUGAGGCUACAAAACGUCAGUGUAGCAAUCGACCCCAGAUACUGGAACGGCGAGCGAGCCGAGAAGGACCGGCGGCAGGCAGAGUUCAAAAAGCAGGCUGCGAAGAAUCGAAGCAGCACUUCGCGCUUUGUCAAGCAUCCCAACUUCAGAAACUUCAAGGCUGGACAGGCAGAAGAGUUCCUUGCGAACCAGCCUCGCGGGGCUGUCAUCGUUCGCCCAAGCUCGAAGGGCAACGACCACCUUGCCGUCACCUGGAAGGUCGACGAUGGGGUGUAUCAGCAUCUGGAUGUCCUCGAGCUGGAGAAGGAGAACGAGUAUUCCCUCGGCAAGAUCCUCCGUGUGAUGAACGUGACAUACAACGAUCUCGACGAGCUGAUUGUCAAUCAUGUCAACCCCAUGGCCAAGAUGGUGGAAAUGCUGGUGAACCACGAGAAGUACAAGGGCACAGAAAAGGAGCUGGAGCAAUUCCUCACCACCUGGUGUCUCGCCAACCCUACUCGCUCUACGUACGCUUUUGGCAUCGAUCGGGCUCAUCCCGGGUGUUUCAAGCUGGGCUUCAAGGCCAACAGGGAGGCGCCCAUCCAGUACUGGCCGGUGCGAGUACUACCGGGUAGAUUCAAGCUGCAUCAGGCCGAUCAUCUCCCUGACGUGGCAUCUCUGUCAAAUGCCUUCAAGACUCAAUACACUGCCAUGUCCGCUAGUGCAAGAGGAGGGGCUACUCCGGCAGUAGGCAUGGGCGGUGGCAACAAUGCUUUCACGCCUCAUGCAGGCGCCAGAACCCCCUAUGGUGGUCGGACGCCCAUGCAUGGCGGUAUGACCCCUGGCAGGAUGGCCGCUGGUGUCGGCGGUGGUAUGACGCCUGCUGGAGCUGCGUACGGUGGCAUGACGCCGGCUUACAAUGGUGGUGGUGGUGGUGGGCGGGGUGCUCCGCCUGGACCUCCUCCCGGUGCCCCUCCUGGCCCUCCGCCAGCAUUCCCUCCUCCUGGAGCAAACUAUGGCUAUGGAGCGCCGCCGCCCCCUGGUCGACCACCGAUGGCCCCUCCCCCUGGCCGAGGAUGGUAGGGCUGUUAGUUUUUUCUUUGGGUCUCGUUACCUUCGUCGCGCCUUUGUCGUCACAUCUGAGCAUUCUCUUCAAUAGCAUUGCAUU